Fusarium oxysporum Fo47 is the source of this 656-nucleotide messenger RNA. Its product is annotated as mitochondrial 54S ribosomal protein mL43. Lineage: Eukaryota; Fungi; Ascomycota; Sordariomycetes; Hypocreales; Nectriaceae. The record is from RefSeq and is a predicted model, not a curated record. The coding region runs from base 64 to 477 and encodes 137 amino acids. The transcript is spliced from 3 exons. Gene Ontology annotation, cellular component: mitochondrial large ribosomal subunit. Gene Ontology annotation, molecular function: structural constituent of ribosome. Gene Ontology annotation, biological process: mitochondrial translation.
CGGCACGUCAAUUCUUUCUAGCUGUUAUCGGAUCAUUUUGGUACUUGAUACGGCCACACAAAAAUGACUGUUAAGGCGAUAAGACAAAUAGCAAAGGGUCAGAAUGGCCUCGGCGCAUUUAUCCUCCAGUGCAAGAAGUUAGACUUCUACUACUGUGACUGGGCCGGUAGCUCCAAGGGUAUGAAUGGCUUCAUCAAGUCUCUUCUCCCCAAGUUCGCCGCCGCCAACCCUCAAGUCGAAUUCUCCAUCUCCCCUCGACCCGGAAAGCACCCCGUCGUUGUCGGUCACUACAUCAAUGGUCGAACUAAGCCCAUCUGUGUCCGAAACCUAUCACCAUACGAGAUCCUUCAGAAGGCCGAGUUAUUGCGUGAUGCUAGCGGAGAGAAGUUGAAACGUUACAACAAAGCAGUCAACAGCGCCCAACCAAGUGUGCGUGGCGUCUGGUCCCCAUACCACGGCAAGGGAAUGGUUGUUUAAAAGCUGGCUUCUACGAUUGGGUUUUCUGUACAUUUAUGUGUUUUGUAAACAAUAUUGGGGUUGCUUGUAGCAUUGGGUUGCUUGGAAAUUUGUAAGAUUUAUAGCAAGAUCUCCAUGAUGUUAGGGGCAUGAAUGACAACUGCUUCUCAUCUUCACCACUGGCUGAAUGUCUAUGCUCA